Octopus bimaculoides (California two-spot octopus) is the source of this 3408-nucleotide messenger RNA. RefSeq lists its product as uncharacterized. The record is from RefSeq and is a predicted model, not a curated record. Gene Ontology annotation, biological process: regulation of transcription by RNA polymerase II. Gene Ontology annotation, cellular component: nucleus. NCBI's taxonomy places the organism in Eukaryota, Metazoa, Mollusca, Cephalopoda, Octopoda, Octopodidae. Gene Ontology annotation, molecular function: RNA polymerase II cis-regulatory region sequence-specific DNA binding; DNA-binding transcription activator activity, RNA polymerase II-specific.
AGACCGUUUGUCUAUAUAGCAUUUCAAAUUUAUACCACAAGGAAUGUUUGUGUUAUCAAUGUUUUAUUUACUCGAAUAGGAUGAGAAAUUAGCCCGGAAUUGUUAGUUGUUUUCCAUUGGAAAGAGUAAAGAAUCCAGCUAACAAUCAUUUCAUGACGGAGCAUUUGAAAACGAACUGCCAAAUAUGAAAUCCACGUGUGAGGGAAACAAACAAGAUAAUUUUACUAAGGGACUUAUUAACGGGCGACACCGUCAGUCUGUCUGUGAGUCUUAACAGUGUCUAGUGCUCUACUAUUUCAAAAUUUCAUCUUCGAUUAAAGCCUGAAAAAAUCAAACUGGGAGGUUCAUCUAAUUUGUUUUUAACAAAUUGGAUUUGACAAGAGGAGAUUUUUGAAAAUUCAGAGCUGUCACUCAUUUGUUGUGGUAUUUAAGCUUUUUUUUUUUUUUUUUCUAAAUCAUAAAUUAUAUUUGAAAAGCAGUUAAUCUCCACCAAAGAUGGAGAGAUCUGCUGGUGUUCCAUUCCACUAUGACAUGUAUGGGAUGCCCUUCCACCCAGCUCAUAGUCUUCAUCCUCAACGAAUGUCUCACAUUCCCGAGAAAUCAAUACACAAUACCCUGGCUUCCGCCAGCAAACAUUUCAGUCACAACAAUGAUCAUGCACUGGACACCCAGCGUAUGUUGCAAAGUCACUCUGUUGAGAAGUCACUGCACAGUGACCUGAGUCGGUCCCAGUACAGCCAUGGUCAUGUCUCUCACAGCAGCCACACAUCAAACCAUGCCCAGCAGCACCGAAUGAUGUCAAUCGCUGAGAAGUCUGUACAUCAACACAACAAUGAACUGACUAGCAAACACCUCCACCAUAGACAGAGUUCAUCUCAUUCUCAUACCUCGUCCGCAUCUCAUUCUUCACACAGUUCACAGAGGUUAUCACUUGCUGCUGACAAAUCUAUCCUCAACAGUGUAGGUAGUUCGUCUGGUAAGCACUAUUCACAUGAACAUGUGCAGGCCUCACAGAGAAUGUCGCACGAAAAGUCAUCUCAUAGUCCCAGCAUCAUGGGGAAACAGUUUUCUCAUGGAAACUCUCUUGAUGCUUCGAGGAUGUCACAUGUCCCUGAGAAAAAUAUUCACAACAGCAUCUCUAGUAAACAGAUCUCUUCCCACAGACAUAACCUGGAGAAGGAGAGAAUAGCAUCACCAGUUGACAAACCAGACAACAACAGCAACAGUGACCUGUCUGGGAGCCAGUUCUCCCAUGAGUCAACUAUAGAGAGCCAGAGACUGCCACUGCCCUAUAUUGGUCAGACAGUGUUUCCUGGUAACAAUAUGUACAGCAGCCAGUAUUCUCAGCCGUGUUACUUACCGACGACUGACAGAAUGCAGUCAAGCUUGGAGAGCGGACAAUCAUCUAAGGAGAGUUCUUCUCAAAAGAGCUCCACUGCUAGUAUUGAUAAAUCAUUCCAUGGUGAUGUGUCUCAAAAACAAUAUGGCCCGAACAAACUCUCGCAGAGCUCCGUAAAACAACAUCAACAGCAAGAGGAUGAUGAUGAAGAGGAGGACGAAGAUGAACAACCCCGUCAUUCUCAACCCCUCAAACAGCUCUUCUGCGAUUACUGCGGCAAGAAGUUUGCUCAGGAAUAUUUGAUGCACAUGCACCGAAGGAAACAUACUGGAGAGAAACCGUUCCAAUGCGACAUCUGUCACAGACAGUUCUCUCGCAGAGAUGUCCUAAAAAGACAUCGCAAAAACCACUUAGCAGAACCUAAAGCUCCAAUUAGCAGCAGUUUUCCAACAAUGUCAUCACCCCCGAUCCAAAGCCCUGAAGCUCAGUCCCCAAAGUAUCAACCUCACCUUCAAAUGCAGACUUCUUUAUCUCAAAAAAGCAAUUCCAGCAGUUAUCAAGGAGUCUCACCUGAUAUUCCUAGAUUUGAAGAUCUUCAUAAUGUCUCAGGUGGGAAGAAGUUUUACUUUUGUGACAUUUGCCACAAGCAGUUUGCCCAGCGCUACUACUUAGCCAUACACCGAAGAUCUCACACUGGCGAGAAACCAUUUCAAUGUGACUUCUGCAUUCAGAGGUUUUCCAGAAAAGAUACGUUAAAGAUCCAUCGUAGAACGCACACUGGUGAAAUGCCAUUCCAAUGCGAUGUUUGUCCUGAAAAGUUUUCGCAGAGAAUUAAACUCCAGAUGCACAAAAAGACACAUAUUAGCAAGAAGAAGUACCAGUGUGACAUCUGCCACAAACAGUUUGCCCAACGCUAUUACCUGCGCACUCACAUGACCAUACAUACUGGAGAAAAACGGAACCAGUGUGACAUUUGUCUCAAGCAGUUUGCCCAAAGGUACUAUCUGCAAAUCCACAAGAGGCUUCAUACAGGAGAGAAACUCCUUCAUUGCGAUGUCUGCUUGAAAAAGUUCACCCAGAAGCAUUAUUUGGUUAUUCACAAAAGAACUCACACUGGCGAAAAGCCAUACCAAUGUGAUUUUUGUAUCCAGAAAUUUGCACGCAAAACUACACUUCAGAUUCAUCGACGGACUCACACGGGAGAGAAACCUUUCCAUUGUGACCUCUGUCCUGAACAGUUUGCUCAGAGCAACAAACUACGAGCCCAUAAGAAGCUUCAUGAGAAGGUUUCUCAGAAACGUACCUAUGUUACCACCAUCACUUCGAUAAAAGGUGAUACGACAAAGAAACAUUACCAGUGUGAUGUUUGUAUGAAGCUGUUUGCCCAGAGGCAUUAUCUGCAGGUUCACAAAAGGUCUCACACCGGAGAGAGACCGUUCCAAUGUGAGAUUUGUUUCAAACAGUUUGCUCAGAGAAACACAUUACAGAUACACAAGAGAACACACACAGGAGAGAAACCAUUCCAGUGUGAAGUCUGCCUCAAGAACUUUGCCCACAAACACUACCUGCAAUUGCAUAAAAGAACCCACACUGGGGAGAAACCGUUUCAGUGUGACUUCUGCUUCAAGCAAUUUGCACAGAGGAAUUCCCUCCAUAUCCACCGCAGAACACAUACAGGAGAACGACCGUUCCAGUGUGACUUCUGUUUCAAAACAUUUGCCCAGAAACAUUACCUACGGCUACACAAACGGACCCAUACAGGUGAGAAGGCCUUCCACUGUGACUUGUGCCCUAAACACUUUGCUAGGAGCGACACACUACAUCGCCACAAGAAGACCCACAACAAGACUGCCAGUAAACCUCCAAAGACUUCUUCAAACUCCAUCAACAAAACAGUUGAAGAAUUUCCUCCUAUGAGUACUUAUUUGUGGCAACUGUGAUCUGACGGCAAUUAAUGCCAAACAAUGGCCUACAUUGCAUACCUGUGUUUGAUAAAUUCAUUUUUUAUUACAAGAUCCUAUAUCUUUAUUUUGUGUCUGUGUGUGUGUGAUAAAACAUUUACAAAUCUA